AUGCAGAGCCUUGGUGCGCCUUCUGCUCCAUUUCGCGAGAAAAAGGCAAAAAUUCUUCAGCAGCUGGCUAUCCCUGAUGCAGACUACUCUGAUGCAUCACCCAAAGGUUCCGUUGAUGAAGGAAUUCGGUAUCUCAUUGACGAAAUCAACACUGCUGAAGGAUAUGUAACGACAAGUAGCUGUGCGGGCCGCGCCAGUGUUUUUCUUGAAGGUCGCAAAUCCAAAACUGGGGACGGGGAGAAUGGUGAGAGUGAGCAAGUUGCCAGAGUAGGCGGCAAGGGAGCGGGAGGCACAUGGCUGUACGUCUCUCAUGAUCCCAAGGCCGAUGGAGGUGAAGGAUAUUUGGAUUGGAUGAAGGAACUGGGAUUGCCAGAUGCAGCGGAUGUGCUCGAGAUAUAUCAUGAUGCCAGUGAUGAGAGGAGACUGAUACACUUCAAGUUUGAGCCCAUGAUUCUUCAUGUUCUUACUGCUUCGCUUGGCCAUGCCCAGCUUCUAAUAAGAUGCGCCUUACAAGCAGGAUUCCGAGAAUCUGGCGCCAUCAACAUCACAUCUCCAUCUAGCGAGCAGACCACACCCAUGGUUGCCAUCCGCUCCAUGGGCCUAAGCCUCGAAUCACUCAUUGGUUACGAAGAUGCACAAGGACAGCGUCGACGGAUAGUCCCUCCGGAGUAUCUCAAGAUGCUCUUGCAAAUCUCAAACGAGCGCUUCGUAGAAAACACAAAGCGGAUAGAGAGAUUUCGAUCAGCGUUGAAAGAGGCCAUACUGGAACCAAAGCCAGCAAACGUACCGAAAAGAUUGAAUCCUGAAGGCAAGGAGUGGGAAGAUGCUGCGGCUAGGCGCGAGAGGCUGCGAGCAGAAGGGCUGAAAAGGAAAGCAGCGCUUCAAGCUGAGAAGAAGGAAUCAACAUCGCAAGAUAUAGACGUGGAUUUGCAAAUGGAUCCUUCUUUUGAAUAG
Messenger RNA from Trichoderma asperellum CBS 433.97, 954 nucleotides. RefSeq lists its product as uncharacterized. NCBI's taxonomy places the organism in Eukaryota, Fungi, Ascomycota, Sordariomycetes, Hypocreales, Hypocreaceae. The record is from RefSeq and is a predicted model, not a curated record.